This is a messenger RNA of Drosophila eugracilis, 1514 nucleotides long. Its product is annotated as neurofilament heavy polypeptide. NCBI's taxonomy places the organism in Eukaryota, Metazoa, Arthropoda, Insecta, Diptera, Drosophilidae. The record is from RefSeq and is a predicted model, not a curated record. The transcript is spliced from 2 exons. The coding region runs from base 47 to 1435 and encodes 462 amino acids.
CUUUCGGCUUCCUUUACAAAGCUGUGGCCAGCAACCUCCUCCAAAAAUGUUCCCCGGUGCUUUCGAGAACAAUAAUUGCUUUGAAAAAAAUGUGAACAAUAGAAGGUGCUGUUACUGUGUAACCCAUGAAAUGGGCGUCCAAACGGAUGAGUUUGAGUGUGAGGUCAAGACGGAUCAGGAAAGUUCUGGGGAUGACGAGUCACAAAGAGAUUCCAGUGCGUCCGAAGUCUUCGUCACAGAAGUGAUCACAAAGGAGGCAGAGGUGACGCAUCGUACCGGCCAAAAGGAGACUAUAAUCGAGAAAUAUGAGUCGGUAGCCCAUAUCCCUAACAUCGAAGAUCCGGCACGAAAGAAACAACCCAAGGAGAAGAAUCAGGAAGAUAAUGCUUUAAGAGAAGAACCGAAAAUGGCAGAAACUCCAGCCCGACUCAUGCGCAUAUCAGAGUUGUAUCCAAUUGUGGAGUCCUUUAUGGCGGAAGUCCCCGUAUCCGGUUCUCAAUCUGGCACAGAAGAGAUGAUCUACAACCAAUAUCAGACAUACGAGCGCCACGCUGACGAGCCCGAAGGGAAGGCGACGGUGGAGGAGCUGGUUGAGCAGCCUAAAUCCAAAGCGGACUCACCGAUUUCCUCCAUAUCAAAGAUGCGUACACCCAAGCCCCGCCUAUCGAAGUCCCGAUCGCCCAUUUCCUCUUCACCCAAGCCUCCGAAGCCAGUUUCCAGUCCAAAGUCUGGCAACGAUUCACCUAAAGAAGUCAGUGAAUCCCCGAAGCCAGUUUCCAGUCCAAAGUCCGGCAACGAUUCACCUAAGGAAGUCAGUGAACCCGCGAAGCCAGUUUCCAGUCCAAAAUCCGGCAAGGAUUUCUCUUCUCCAGAAGUCAGUGAACCAAACUCAAAAGAGAAUGUUUCAGUGAAGGAGAAGGAGGAGAAAGACGAUAAUGUAAGUGAACCUUUUGUCAUGUUAAGUAGUAACCCAACUACCGAAGAAGAAAAUGAAGAAGAAAUGGAAGAAGAGAAACCUACAAUAGCUCGAUCGAAAAUUCCAUCCGAUGUGAGUACAGUUCACGUAAGGGUCACCAAUAGACGGGUGGCUAGGAAGAAACGGCCCAAUGCCAGGGAGUCGCCAACAAACGUGACGGGGAUCUUCGAGAGUCGAGUUUCCCAGUUGCUUUUAAAGAAGAAACGUGAAAAACCGGAAGCGAAGAAACCAAAAAUCCGAGCUCCACCCAAACUGGAAGUUAAGACAGGUUAUCCUCCAAAUGAUUUGGUCUGCAGAUUUGCCAAUCCUCCAAAGUGCAGACCGGCCUGCAAUAUCAUCCAAUGUCCCUGUUCAGGGCCUAACUUUUGCGAUCCGUGCUGUUCCUGUCCCUCCAGCACAAGACAGUGUGAUCCCAUUUACGGUUUUGGCAGUCAGUGUAUCGGUUAUUAUUGUCAUUGAGCAGGAAGGUGUCUGUAUUUAUCCAUAACUAUAAGCACAUUAACAGAAAAUCAAUAAAAUAUUCUUAGCUAGGUAACAA